Molecule: messenger RNA, 1485 nt
Organism: Closterium sp. NIES-67
Lineage: Eukaryota; Viridiplantae; Streptophyta; Zygnematophyceae; Desmidiales; Closteriaceae
Source: the annotation of a GenBank genome assembly
CCCUGCCCUCGCGGCAGCUCCCUUUCCCCGCACCACACUCCACCACCCUCCACCACCCGCCAGCCCCAUUCCACCGCUUCCGCCCUCCUCUCCACCAUCCUCCCCUCCACUCCACCACACUUCACUACAGACUGACAGACGGACAGACAGACAGACUGACUGAGACCGACUGAUGGACACAGACAGACAGACUCAUCGGAGGCAGUGGCCUGAGGGAGAAGGUGAGAGAGAGAGUGAGGGUGGGGGAGAGCGUGAGAGUGCAACACAAGCAGUAACGGAACGGGCGAGUGCAGUGCAUACCCUUCCGGAAUCCGACUAUGCGCCUCCCCAGCCUUGCCCUCGCCAUUUCCCUGGAUGAGGAGGAGGUACCAGCGGAGGUUUCCCCCCCUACGACGGAGCACAAGGUAAGGACAGGAGGCAUCACUCGGCGCACACGGUGCUGUCUUCCGCCUUCCACCACUGCCUGCCGUGCGGCAGCAUUCUGGGGAGCCGCAGUUAGGGGGAUGCUGCCAGGAGGGCCGGGAGCCAGCAACGGGCGGAAAACACUACCCAAUGGCCAGCAGGUGCUGCCUUUAACCUUCCACCGUUGCCUGCCACGUUGGCGGCAGCACUCAGGGGAGAUGCUGUGAGGGAGAUGCAGCCAGGAGGGCUGCACUCGAGGGAGCCGCCCCUUCUACCAGCAGGACUCGGGGGAGCUGCUGUGAGGGAGAUGCAGCCAGGAGGGCUGCACUCGAGGGAACCGCCACUUCUACCAGCAGGACUCGGGGGAGCUGCUGUGAGGGAGAUGCAGCCAGGAGGGCUGCACUCGAGGGAACCGCCACUUCUACCAGCAGGACUCGGGGGAGCUGCUGUGAGGGAGAUGCAGCAAGGGCGGCUGCUGCUGCCAGGAGGAUGGUGCCAGGAGGGUGCUGCCAGGAGGGUGCUGCCAGGAGGGUGCUGCCGGAGUGUGCUGCCAGGAGGGCUGCAGUUGAGGUUGCUGCCCCUGUUGAAGCUGCAGUUUGGGAGAAGCAGCAAGGACGGCUGCUGCCAGGAGGGCCGGGAGACAGCAAUGGCCCCACCCAAUGGCCAGCAGGUGCUGCCUUUCAGCUUCUAUCACUGCCUGCCACAUUGGCAGCAGCACUUGGGUCGGGGGAGCUCCUGCAAUGAGGGCUGUUGUCUGCAUCAGGGAGGGCUGCUGCAUGCAGGACAGCAGCACUCGAGGGAGCUGCAGUUAGGGAGAUGCAGCAAGGAGGGCAGCACUCGAGAGAGCCGCAGCAAGGAGGGCAGCACUCGAUUCCACCGCCUUCUACCCUCGCGCCCUCCACCUGUCUUCCAGCCACUCUGAUGCUGGCUUCCAUCGCUGCCUGCCGUGUUUGUUGGCAGCAGCACUCGAGGGAACCACUGCCGUCUCCCAUGGCGCCCUGUCGUUGUGGCAGCAGAGCAGCACCCGAGGGAGGUGCAGCAGCAGCAGGAGGCUGCAGCAGGAGGCAGCAGCGGAAAGACACC